Messenger RNA from Poecile atricapillus (Black-capped chickadee), 5582 nucleotides. It is a transcript of the gene TULP1, whose product is annotated as TUB like protein 1. The coding region runs from base 1156 to 2226 and encodes 356 amino acids. Gene Ontology annotation, molecular function: actin filament binding. Gene Ontology annotation, biological process: protein localization to cilium. Gene Ontology annotation, cellular component: cilium. NCBI's taxonomy places the organism in Eukaryota, Metazoa, Chordata, Aves, Passeriformes, Paridae. The transcript is spliced from 10 exons. The record is from RefSeq and is a predicted model, not a curated record.
CACCCACCCCUCUGCGGGCACUCGUUCGUGUCACUUCGUGUCCCCCUGUCCCGAGAGCGCCGGGCGUGCUCCCAGUGCUCCCAGAGCCUGCUGGGGCUCUGCACAUCCCCGGCACGGCUUUGGGACUAAAACCCAGCUACGGACCCGGGAGAAACGGGGACGUGGCAGGGGAGCCGCGCUCAUUGCCUCGCUCGGGGAGCUGAUAUGGAGAGGGAGAGCGGGAAAGGGGGGUGAUACGCUCGCUGGAAAGGUGGCACUUAGAUCCCCGCACACUUCUCUGGAGCGGAAAGUGGCUCCGCAGGGCGAGGCUGCGGCCGCAAGAGAGCGCUGCGGCUGCACCCACACUGCCCGGCGCUGGAUACGACCCGCGGCAGCCGGACAGCGGGGCCGGGCCCCUCGGCCACCGCCCAGGGACAGCAUGGGCCACAGCCGGGGGACUGCAUGGGCCACUGCCAGGGGACUGCAUGGGCCACUGCCAGGGAACUGCAUGGGCUGGGGACAGCAUGGGCCACAGCCCGGGGACAGCAUGGGCCACUGCCAGGGGACUGCAUGGGCUGGGGACAGCAUGGGCCACUGCCAGGGGACAGCAUGGGCCACUGCCAGGGGACUUCAUGGGCUGGGGACAGCAUGGGCCACAGCCCGGGCACAGCAUGGGCCACAGCCGGGGGACAGCAUGGGCCACUGCCAGGGGACUGCAUGGGCUGGGGACAGCAUGGGCCACAGCCCGGGGACAGCAUGGGCCACUGCCAGGGGACUGCAUGGGCUGGGGACAGCAUGAGCCACUGCCAGGGGAGAGCAUGGGCCACAGCCCGGGGACCGCAUGGGCCACUGCCAGGGGACAGCAUGGGCUGGGGACAGCAUGGGCCACAGCUGCCCCAGGGACCCUCCUCACUCACCACGAGGCUGGGAUCCCUCACUGCCUAAGGACGUUGCGUUGGCUGAUGCCAUGGUCACCUCUGGGCAGAGCCUGCUGAGGAUGAGGAUGACGAGGAAGAGGAAGAAGAGGUGGAGAAUAAAAACCCACCGAAAAAGCUCAAGAAGAAGCUUCCCAAAGAGCCCCUCCCAGGUGGGGGGGAGAAGAAGCUGAAGACGAAGGAAGACAAGAGUCACCCUGACAACAAAGCCAAAUCUGCCAAAAGCACCAAGAAGGAGCCAAUGUCCAUGUUCCAAGUGAAGAAGGAGAAGAAAAGCAAGAAGAAAGCUGCCACCAGCAGCGAUGAGGAGGACGAUUCCGACUCCAGCACCAAACCCAUUAGGUCAGAGAAGAAAAACCCAGCAUCCCUCUUUCAGACUGGUGGGGACCCCCCAAAAGAGAAAAAAUCCAAAAAGAAAGUUCCUCUCAAAGGGGCUGAGAGUGAGGAGGAGACCCCAGAGACCCUGCAAAAAAACUCCAACAAGAAGGGGAAAGCAAAGAAAUCAAAGAAGCAGAAGGAGGAGAGGCCCCCGUCCCCUGUCAUCGAGGUGGACAACCUGGAGGAGUUUGUGCUGCAGCCGGCGCCGCAGGGGGUGACCAUCAAGUGCCGGGUGACACGGGACAAGAAGGGCAUGGACCGGGGGCUUUACCCCACCUAUUACCUUCACUUGGACAAUGACAAGAAGGUGUUCCUCCUUGCUGGGAGGAAGCGUAAGAAGAGCAAAACCUCCAACUACCUCAUCUCCAUUGACCCCACUGACCUGUCACGGGGUGGAGAGAACUUCAUCGGGAAGCUGAGGUCCAACCUGAUGGGUACGAGGUUCACCGUGUUCGACAAUGGCACCAACCCUGACAGGGCCAAUGCUGACUGGUCCAACGUGCGGCAGGAACUCUCGGCCGUGGUCUACGAGACCAACGUUUUAGGGUUCAAAGGCCCCCGGAAGAUGACUGUCAUCAUCCCUGGGAUGAAUGCUGACUGUGAGAGGGUGCCCAUCCGGCCCCGGAACGAUAACGAUGGCCUCCUGAUGCGAUGGCAGAACAGGAACAUGGACAACGUGAUUGAGCUGCACAACAAAGCCCCAGUGUGGAACGACGAGACCCAAUCCUACGUCCUCAAUUUCCACGGCCGGGUCACCCAUGCCUCCGUCAAAAAUUUCCAGAUCGUGCACAGCAGUGACCCCGAGUACAUUGUGAUGCAGUUCGGGCGUGUGGCAGAUGACGCCUUCACCAUGGAUUACAACUACCCCCUGUGCGCCGUGCAGGCCUUCGCCAUCGCCCUCUCCAGCUUUGACGGGAAGCUGGCCUGCGAGUAGCACCUGCAGUGGGGCUGCCGGCACCAGCGGGGCUGCCUGCCUGUGCCCGGAGGAUGUUCCUGCAUCCCUGUCCUGUUCCACUCCCUGCAUUUUCACCUUCUUGCAGUCACGGUUGUUCCUGGGGUGGUUCAAGGCAUCUGGUGCCCACUGAGGAUGCUCACCUGGCUGCAGCCACUCUCUUCAGGCAAAUUUGUGGCAAAUCGUUGGGCUGGGGUGAUGGCAGAGCCAGGCUGGAGGUAUAUUCAUAUUCAGCAGAUGAGGCUGACUGCAAUCCCUGUCUCAUUCCUUUGGACUCAGAUGCUGGAAACUCAUCCCCACCCCGCUUUUAUUACUUUUUUUUUUUUUUAUAUAUGGUUUGGAUCUUUAUGCUCAUUCUCCCAGUGAGAAAGGGGUAGGUGGUCUCCCCACUUUGUGUUUCCUCAUCCCUACCCACAUGCAGGUGGGCUCUGCCUUAGCUCCCAGCUAAAGACCCCCAUCCCAGCUCAUUGGCCACUAGGCACAAAGCCCCUCUUUGGCCCCAUUUUGCCCUGGUGUGAGGGGAUGGCUGGUGCCCAUGGUGUGUUUGUACCCACUGGGUCUCACCACACUGCCCAGAAAAUGCUGGGGAUUUGGGUCCCUAAGAAGCAGCCUGGCACCAGCAGCGCACAGGCACGUGCUGAGGGGUGACAGUGCCAGCAGAGGAGGGCUGGCAAGCACAUGAGACAGAGCUUGCACUGCUGGCAGGUGGCCCAGCUGGGUCAAUGCUGCCAGGAGAGACCUGGAAGAGAAAACUCAGGGUGCACCAGGAAGCAGUGGAGUGACUCAUGAGGUGUGGUGCGGUGCUGAGUCACGCUCAGCACCCAGACAGGCCCUGCUGAGCUCCCCGUGCCCUCAGCUCUUGCUGCUCCUCUACUCUGUGACACCCCUGCAGACCCCACGUGCCCCAGAUGUCCCCACAGCUGCCUCACUGGUGCUCUCUGUUGAUGAGAGAUGGACAGAAGGUGCCAUCCCCUGCCUCAGGCUGGUGGGGAGCUGGGGUGACACCAAUGCAGGGAGGCUGAAGAGAGGCAGCUCAGUGGGAGCAGGACAGCUCAUGCCCCCAGUUUCACCAGUUAUGGGGUGAGGAUUUGGCUGCACAAACAGUCCCAAAUCUGAUUAAUUCAGUGGUGAGAAAAACGAGGACAUGACAAGGAGCCUUGGAACACUGUCUGCAGAUCUCUGGUCAUGUUUCUCUCACCUGCUCAGCUCUCCUGCUGACUCACGUGGGAUUCCCUUCCCAGGACACAAAGGGGUUGCUCCCCAAUUCUGGGGGUGAUACAAGCCCCCCAGGUUAAUACAGCUGAAAGGCAGCUGCAGCAGAAAGGCUGAGGAGCAGAUGGACGAGAUGGAUGUGAUUUUGCAAGAGGGAUGCUCAUCCUCUCUGGGCAGUGUCCCAACAUCACCGUGGCCUGGCCUGUCUGCUUGGGGCUGAGGGCAGAUGACAGUGACAGGGGGACCAUUGGUGAACAUCUGCCCCUUUGCAGAUGGGAGUGGAGACUUUCCCCAGCUGUAUGAAUCUGGGCUUCAUGGUUCACAGGCAGAUGCUCGUGGUGAGGCAGGCAGAGGUGGACAGCUUGGGGACAAACCAGCCCGCGUGGGACAUCACCCAUUACACACACUCAGAGAACAUCUUGUGAGCCAGAGGGAGAACCAGCCACAGCAGUUCGGGGCCAGCAUCCCUGGUGAGGUAUGGCCAGCAAAUGUGGGGAAAGCAAGAGUUUUCUGCCCAAAUCCAGCCACAAACCCAACAUCUGUUUGAAAUCGGGAUGAGCUCAGCUAACGGUUGAGCUAAUACUUGUCCCCAUUUCCUCCAAUGCAAGGAGAAAAGCAGCAGGAUGAGAGAGAGGGAUUUGGGCUCCCCAGGUUCUGUCUGCUGUUACCUCCAGGUUGAUUCUCCCUCUCCUCACCCAAAACAUUUCCAUUUUCCAUUUGCCCAUUGUUGCUUGCAAACCCUUCAGGUUUCCUGGCCCGUUGCCCAUGGCAGAGCGAAGUCCCUGCCAUGGGUGUCCCAUGCAGUGUCACCCAACCUCAGAGCAGCCGCUGCAUCAGCCCACCCGAAAUCCCUUUUACAAACCCUCUAACGCAAACCAACUGUGGCAGAAGAAACAAAUGAGAACAAUUUAAUAGGGCGAUGGAUAUUUGGGCCCUUUGUUUGCGCUGGCUGUUAACACCAGAGGAGAUGAGGGAUGGAAGCAGUUGAAAUGUGUAUCUACUUUGGCCGGCGGAAAGUGUGACGGAUGCGCCGGCAGACCAAUGGCUGAGGAUGCUGGGGUGUGCGUGGGUGUGAAAGGAAUGCUCGCUGCAAGAAAAGAUAAAAAAAAAAAAGAAGAAAGAGCCUUAUCAAUGGUGUUUGAGUCCAAAGUGUGUGUAUUCCUUGGAGAAAGGGUUUCCUCAAUCCCUGGGGAUAAUGUUUUCCCUGCAAUGUGAGACUUUGAGGUUUCUGAAGUUUCAUUUUAGGGGCACUGGCACCGGGCUGGUGCUGCAGGCAUGGAUUUAACCCCACAAAGUGCUCGUGCAGGGGCACAAGCAUGGCCAGUGGCCAGAGGUGACUGUCGUCAGCUCCUCAAGGGAGCCUCCUGGGAAAUGCGUUUUAUUUUUGCAGAGAUGCUUAUAAGGCAAAGGGGAGGAAAAAAAUAAGGCCCCACCUCGGUGCUGAACAGCACAUCCCAGGCAGGAGCAGUGUCACUGCAAUGCUGGCAGCUCUCUCCAGGGUUCAUCCCCAUCCCACGCUGAUGAGUGGAAAGAUGCUGCUCCAGAGCUGAGCAGGAAGGAGGAUGUGAGGGCUCUUCUCCAGCUGCUGGCUUCUACCUCUUCCGAAGACCCCUGGGGUUUGGGGGGCUCCAUGCACCCAGUUCUGAGCUCUCUUGAGGGGGCUGACAGAUAUUUCCAUGAGUUCCAGAAGGCAAACGUCCCAGCGGGAAGGAAGGAGGGAAGGGCUGGGACAUCCUGGGGGCUGCAGGAGGGGAGACCAGCCCUGGGAAACUCCUUGUCCAGCAGUGGAAGGGCUGGAGCUGUUUGGUUCCCAGUAAGCUGCCCUGGCCCCAGCCCUGCGGGAUCUCUCUCCAGCUUUGAAGUGGCGAUACUUUAAUUAAUAAAAGAAGUUAUUGUGACGAGGUGUUCUUCUGUUCCCUCCCCCUCCUCUUGUAUUUAUUUAGGUAACAUUUUUUAGAGGGAAAGGCAGACUCAUUGCUGGUUAGCUCGGCUGUGGCUUUGUAGGAUGGGCUCCUUCUUGAUGCUGCAAGCGACAGGCAGCAAUGGGAAAGCCAAUAUUUUUCAACUGCUUUUUAAAAGGAGUCAUUUUUUAAUUAGUGAAUCCAUUCUGGAUAAGUGUUGGAGUU